Molecule: messenger RNA, 6241 nt
Organism: Coregonus clupeaformis (lake whitefish)
Lineage: Eukaryota; Metazoa; Chordata; Actinopteri; Salmoniformes; Salmonidae
Product: A disintegrin and metalloproteinase with thrombospondin motifs 20-like
Exons: 38
Coding region: 250-6021 (1923 amino acids)
Biological process (GO): proteolysis; extracellular matrix organization
Cellular component (GO): extracellular matrix
Molecular function (GO): zinc ion binding; metalloendopeptidase activity
Source: RefSeq, a predicted model, not a curated record
AUAUAGACGUAGCUUACAUUAGGCAGCAAAUACUCUGUUAUGUAUCGUAAAUAGUGCGUGUUUACAGAGCAUUGUGGAUGCAUAUUUAGCCAUGCGAUGAGGCCAGUGCACUUUGCAAGACUGCAGAGAGCCUCCGCAGAUCCCACGACCUGUUGCUGACAAGCCGGUGAAGGAGAGGUGAGAACCGCUUGAGAAAGGUAGCCUACUGCCUUGGAGACGAGAGCCCGUGGUUUGUUCACUGGGGAAAUCAUGCAGUUUGCAAUCUGGCUGGUUGGACUAAUGUGUCAUCUGUCAGCACUUGUCCGGAACUCCUUGGAAUACCGAUUGCAUCCGAAACAAGAAAGUUUCAUCAAACAGUUGUCAUCCUAUGAAAUUAUCACCCCGCUGCGGAUAAAUGAUUUCGGAGAAUCAUUCACCCACAAGUUUCACUACAAAAGGAAACGGAGAAGUGUGAAUUCGGAUUCUUUGGAUGGUUUACAUGCUCACUACAGAAUUGAGGCGUUCGGACAACGCUUUCAUCUCAAUCUAACCGCCGACUCCGGUUUUAUUGCCCCCACGUACACUGUGACACAUUUGGGAGCGGAGCACAGCAACGCAACAGAGUCCCAACAACAAGAAGCCAGCGAUAUGCGGCACUGCUUUUUCCGCGGACACGUCAACGCCAAGAUUGAAUCCACCGCAGUCUUCAGUCUGUGCACUGGUCUUAUGGGGACUUUUACCACCCAGCAUGGUGAAUACUUCUUAGAGCCCCUGAUGAAUGCGGAGGAGGGGGAGGAGUACGACGAGGAGCACAACAAACCUCACCUCGUCUACAGAAAGGACAGGAAGAGGAGAGAGGGCCCUGCCAGUGAACCCACACAACCCUGUUCAGCCUCAGGGGAAGGAUCGGAAAGGCCAGUCGUCAAUCUUCAAAGCAACAGGAGUAUGGGAGAACAGUUGGAUUCCCUGAGAGAUAGAAUGGACAUCCACCACAUAGGCUACGAGAUAGAACACCAUAUAGACAAUCACACCACCAACUCUUCAAACCCCUAUCACAGAGCCCCGUCCAGGCAGAAGAGGUUCCUCUCAUACCCCCGCUACGUGGAACUGAUGCUGACUGCUGACGUCAAGAUGGUGCGCCACCACGGACGCAACCUCGAGCACUACAUCCUAACAAUCAUGUCAGUAGUUGCUGCGGUCUACAGGGACCCAAGUGUAGGAAACCUGAUCAACGUCAUGAUUGUCAAGCUGAUCGUCAUCCACAAUGAACAGGAUGGGCCCUCAAUAAAUUUCAAUGCUGCUACUACCCUCCACAACUUCUGUGUCUGGCAACAGACCCAAAAUGUCCAGGACGACAGUCACCCUUCUCACCACGACACUGCACUCCUCAUCACAAGGGAAGACAUCUGCCGAGCGAAAGACAAGUGUGACACAUUGGGGCUGGCGGAGCUUGGGACCAUGUGUGACCCGUACCGGAGCUGCUCCAUCAGCGAGGAGAACGGACUCAGCGCCUCAUUCACCAUCGCUCACGAGCUGGGUCAUGUGUUCAACAUGCCCCACGAUGACAACCCCAAAUGCAGGGAGGCAGGCAUGAAGCACCAGUACCACGUCAUGGCGCCCACCCUCAACUACGACACCAGCCCCUGGUCCUGGUCCAAGUGUAGUCGCAAGUACAUCACCGAGUUUCUGGACACAGGGUAUGGAGAGUGCCUAUUGGACGAGCCAGUGAGCAGAACGUACGAGAUGUCCAACCACCUCCCUGGUCAGAUUUACAAUGCCAACCGGCAGUGUGAGCUCAUGUUUGGCCCUGGCUCAAUGGUCUGCCCUUACAUGAAACAAUGUAAGAGGCUUUGGUGUACGAGUGCUGAGGGGGACCAUAAGGGGUGUCGGACACAGCACAUGCCCUUGGCUGAUGGGACAGACUGUGGACAUGGAAUGCACUGCAGACAUGGGAAGUGUGUAAACAAGGAGCUGGACCUGCGGCCAGUCCAUGGGGAGUGGGGCCCCUGGGGGCCCUACAGUGUCUGCUCCAGGACCUGUGGAGGAGGCACCAGGAGCACCUCCAGAGACUGCAACAACCCUGAGCCCCGGAACGGAGGAAAGUUCUGUGUGGGUCGAAGGAUGAAGUUCCGGUCGUGCAACACUGAGCCGUGUCCCCGAGGACAAAGAGACUUCCGCGAGGAGCAGUGCUCUCAGUUCGACGGCAAGCACUUCAACAUCAACGGUCUACCUCCCACCGUCCGCUGGAUGCCCAAGUAUAGCGGUAUUCUAAUGAAGGAUCGGUGCAAGCUCUUCUGUCGGGUUACCGGGACAAUGGCCUACUAUCAGCUGAAGGACCGCGUCAUCGACGGCACACCAUGUGGCCCAGACACCUACGACAUCUGUGUUCAAGGCCUCUGUCGGCAAGCAGGCUGUGACCAUGUGUUGAACUCCAAGGCGAAGAAUGACAAGUGUGGAGUGUGUGGAGGGGACAACUCCUCCUGCAAAACCCUUGCAGGGACCUUCAACGACGCAGAGUAUGGUUACAACACAGUGGUUCGGAUCCCUGCAGGAGCCACCAACAUCGAUAUUAAACAGGUCAGCUACUCUGGGAAGCCGGAGGAUGACAACUACCUCGCUUUAUCUGACAGCCAUUCUAACUUUCUCCUGAAUGGAAACUUUGUGGUGGCCAUGUUCAAAAGGGAAAUCACCUUCAAGGGAACCGUCAUUGAGUACAGCGGCUCAGACACCAAAGAGGAGCGCAUCAACUGCACUGAACGCAUUGAGGUGGAACUCAUCCUACAGGUCCUGUGUGUGGGGAACCUGUACAACCCAGACGUGCGCUACUCGUUCAAUAUCCCCAUCGAGGAGCACAGGGAACAGUUUGUGUGGGACCCCUCGGGCUCCUGGCUGGAGUGCAGCCGCAUGUGUCAGGGUGAGCGACGGCGCAAGGCGGCAUGUGUGAGGAAGAGUGACCACCUGGGGGUUUCUGACCAGCGCUGUGAGCAUCUAACCCCUCCCAACGCUGGCACUGAGCCAUGUAACACUGACUGUGAACUCCGGUGGCAUGUAGCAGGGAAGAGUGAGUGUUCUGCUAAGUGUGGCCCUGGCUACCGGACUCUGGACGUGCAGUGUAUGAGGUACAGCUCGGUGAAGAGGCAGAGUGAGAGGGUGGAGGGUAGGGCCUGUUCUGACCUACCCAAACCCCAGGCCAGAGAGGCCUGCCACGGCGACUGUCUGCUCAAGAGCUGGCAGUACAGCGACUGGUCCCAGUGUUCUAAGACAUGUGGUCGCGGGGCUCGUACUAGGGACUCCUACUGUAUGAACAAUCUGGGGAGGAGACUAGUGGACAGGGAGUGUAGUGACUACCAGAGACUGGUCACCGAGAGCUGCAACAACCAGGCCUGCCCUGGCUGGUCAGCCAGCGAGUGGAGUGAGUGCUUGGUGACGUGUGGGAAGGGGAUGAGGCACAGGCAGGUGUCCUGUAGCAUGGGGUUAGGAGAGGAGAAGCUGAGCGAACACUUCUGUGACCCGAACACUAAGCCUCCGGCUGUGGGGAGCUGUGAGCUGCCAGAGUGUGCCUCCUGGCAGGUCGGAGUCUGGGGACCGUGUGCGGUGACGUGUGGCCAUGGUUACCAGAUGCGGGCUGUGAGGUGUGUGUCAGGGGCGUAUGGUGACACGGUGGAUGACAGGGAGUGUAACGCUGCAUCCAGACCCAGGGACAGCCAGGACUGUGAGGUGGCGCCGUGUCCCUGGGCCUCUCCUCCACACAGCACCGUCCGCCCUGACACCUCUGGUCAGCUCUUCACACAGUGGAGAUACGGCUCCUGGACCACGUGCUCUGUGUCCUGUGGGAAAGGGAAGCGUGCCCGCUACGUCAGCUGUCGGGAUGCCCAGGGUGGAGUGGCAGACGAGUCCUACUGUGCCCAGCUGCCCCGGCCCCCAGAAUCCUCAGCCUGCUUCAGCCCGUGUGGCCAGUGGCGCUCCUGGGAGUGGUCUCCUUGUUCAGUGACGUGUGGUGUGGGCCGGGCCACCAGGCAGGUGGUGUGCAGUAACUACCACCACCAGGUGGAUGAGUCCUUCUGCGAUCAGGACGAGAGGCCCAGCACAGAGCAGGAGUGUACAGCCGCCCCCUGCCCCUCCGUGUACCGUCAGAGGCCCAACGACCAGCCCUACAGCCCCCACAACCCCGCCAGCCACCCGGGACACAGCAGCUGGAACGUCCCCUCGGCAGAUAACCAGUGGAGGACGGGACCCUGGGGAGGAUGUUCCAGUACUUGUGCGGGGGGCUUCCAGAGGAGGGUGGUGGUGUGUCAGGAUGCAGAGGGCCGCAGCACCAGCCACUGUGACGAGAGGGUCAAACCUGCCGAGUCCAAGAACUGCGACUCAGGACCCUGCCCUCUGUGGAACUACGGCGUCUGGGGAGAGUGCACCCAGACGUGUGGCGGAGGCAGGAGGACACGCCAGGUGGUAUGCCAGCGGCCCAACGGUCAAAGACUCAACGACCACAACUGUGACAUCCUGGACAAGCCUCCCGACAUGGAGCAGUGCAACCUGCACCUGUGCCCAGGCAGCGCAUCCUGGCACCGCCGACCAUGGAAGCCGUGUUCUGUGAGCUGUGGCCGUGGGACCAAGCAGCGGGAGAUAGCCUGUGUUUACCAUAACCAAACCCAAAUAGAGGAAGAUCACUGCAGUCAUCUGUCACGUCCCCGGACACAAAAGGCCUGCCGAGCCCGGGGAUGCCCCAGCUGGAAAGCCAACAGGUGGAGCAAGUGCUCUGUCACCUGUGGAGUGGGGGUCCAGAACAGAGAAGUGUACUGCAGACUGAAGGGUACAGGGCGGGUGAGAGAGGAGCUGUGUGGUGCCCACAACUGUCCUGCCACUGCCCAGCCCUGCCAGGCUACUGAGUGUCUCCAUUACACCUGGGCAGCCGGAGAGUGGCAAGAUUGUAACGCCACCUGUGGAGGUAUGAGGAAUAGGAAGGUUCUGUGCGUGGGGGCCGGGCUGACCCCUGUCCAGGACGCCCUCUGUGACCCCUUGUCUUACCCUGCCCUGCACCAGCCCUGCAGCAGAGCACCUUGCCACUACAUGUGGAUGACAGGGGAGUGGUCACAGUGCUCUGCCAGCUGUGGAGUGGGCUACCAGCAGCGUAUAGUGUCCUGCUCCGUGAUGCCAUCCGCCCAGUCCAUGCACCCCUAUGAUGCCCAGUCCUCUGCACAGUCCCGCUCCCACUGUCCGGAGCCCCGCCCACCUGGCACCAGACAGUGCCUACUUUGGGACUGCCCACAAGCUGCCUACUGGAAAGUUGGCCCAUGGAGCAAGUGCUCCCAGAUGUGUGGAGCAGGGGUGAUGGAGCGCAGGCUGGAGUGUCUGACCUCUAAAGGUCAACCGUCCAAACACUGCCGUCCAGCCGAGAGGCCCGAGUCACGGGCCGCCUGCCGAGAGAGAGAGUGUCAGUUGUUCAUGUCCUGUAAAGAGGUCCAGAUGAGCCAGGGAGUGAGGAUGGAUGGGGAGUACUACAUGAAGGUCAAGUCCAGGAUACUACAGAUCUUCUGUGCUGAGAUGCAGACUGAUUUCCCUAAAGAGUAUGUUACACUGCGGAGUGGUCAGACAGACAACUACUCAGAGCUCUAUGGAUACAGGUUGCUGAACCCUUUUGAGUGCCCGUAUAAUGGCAGCAGAAGGCAGGACUGUGACUGCAGGAACGAUUACUCUGCAGCGGGAUACACUCUCUUCCACAAGGUCCGUCUGGACAUCAGCUCCCUGAGGAUAAUGACCACAGACCUGCAGUUCUCUCAGACCCUGCUUGGUCGUCCUGUCCCAUUUGCCACGGCGGGAGACUGCUACAGCGCUGCCAAGUGUCCUCAGGGUCAGUUUAGCAUCAACCUCAUAGGGACUGGUCUGAAGGUGGCUGAGGAAACCAAGUGGACGUCACAGGGCAACUAUGUCUCUGUCAAAGUCCACAGAUCAGAGGACGGGGCAAGAAUCUACGGUCGCUGUGGUGGCUUCUGUGGGAAGUGCAUUCCCCAGCCUCAUAACGGCCUGCUGGUUCAGGUCCAGUAAGGGUCAGAGCAACGUCAGACCAGGCAGUGAAACAGACACCAGACCAGAGCUUCCGGGGAUCCAAUGCACUUCAUUUGUGAAUGUGGCUCCUCCCUUCAUCACACUUCCUCCCCACCCGGCAGCUAUAACAUAGGGACAGCUCAAAGAAUCUACACUGAGUAUACCAAACAUUAGGAACACCUUCCUAAUAUUGAGUUGUCUCCCCCCUUUUGCCCUCAGA